Messenger RNA from Topomyia yanbarensis, 3225 nucleotides. It is a transcript of the gene su(w[a]), whose product is annotated as protein suppressor of white apricot. Lineage: Eukaryota; Metazoa; Arthropoda; Insecta; Diptera; Culicidae. The coding region runs from base 408 to 3107 and encodes 899 amino acids. The transcript is spliced from 5 exons. The record is from RefSeq and is a predicted model, not a curated record. Gene Ontology annotation, biological process: RNA processing; mRNA 5'-splice site recognition. Gene Ontology annotation, molecular function: RNA binding.
CAUUUUUCUUCCAAAAUUAGCAUCAGUGAAAAAAGAGACGAUUCUUUAUAAAAGUUGUUAAUUUUAAACAUUUGCUGGAUAAAACGUGCAUUUUGCUUGUUAAAAUUGUUUGAAUUUGACAAAGCAAUAGUGGCUGCAGUUAAGCAAAGUGAAUGUUUGCAAGCAGUGCAUCGAUUACGAUUGUUUUCAAAAAAAUAAAUGUUGCAGUGAAUAGCUAACCUAGAACACUCGUGUCUGACGAAAGCAGUGUUUUGAUGUUGAACAAUGAUACAUUCGGAAGCUAAGCGGAACAGUCCCGAACGAUAACCGGUGGUCAGCGAACAAUCCGUAAAGUUUGAGAAGUGGCUUGGGAGCUAGAGAACAGGGUACUGUUUAUUUGUGCCGGCGCAGCGGCAGGCAACCCCGGGAUGAAUUCCGGAAGUUCCGCUGGAGGUAGCAGCAGCAGCGGAUUCGUGGGGCUGAACAAUGGCGAGUCGGGCAUCCUGCGCAAGACAAUGGGAUUGGGCCAAAACCUGCCGCAUCAUCACCCCCACCACCAUCUACCGUACGGGCAGGAAAGCUUUACCGAUCUGCUCGUUUUUGGCUACUCGUGCAAGGUCUUCCGGGACGACGAAAAAGCCCGCUUCAUCGACCAGGGCCGACAUCUGAUCCCGUGGAUGGGCGACAAUCAGUUGAAGAUAGACAGAUAUGAUGCCCGAGGAGCACUGCACGAUCUGACACAGCAUGAACCACCGAUCGGAGGAUACGGGAACCGGUUGGAGUAUCUGCCGCCGGCGGAGCAGCGCGCCGAACAGUUGUGCGAGGACGAGCGCUACUAUAGUCUUUACGCGAACGAAGUUGAGGAGGAGAUCUAUCAGGAGGAAGCCGCAAAACGUCUAGCUGCCAGCAGUGUAGAAAUCGCGUUCGAUUACGAUGCAGCGACAACAACGGAAGUGGCAGAUGGCACCAAUGCGAUCGUAGGUCCCGUGCCUGCGGAUCCGUCGAUGGCCACCGACGACGAGAACAGUUCUGAUCCGCCCUUCGUAGCACCGUCAAACUUUGAAAUUCCCCAAGAUCUCGCCGACCUGCCGGAAACGAUGAAAGAACAUGCGAUCAUCGAGAAGACUGCCAAAUUCAUUGCGUCCCAGGACUCGCAGAUGGAAAUCCUACUACGGGCAAAGCAAGCCGCCAAUCCUCAGUUUGAUUUUUUAAGUCCUGGCGGGCGGCUUUAUCGAUAUUAUCGGCACGUGCUGAUGGCCAUUAAAACCAACCGCUAUCCGGAAGAUGUUCCCGAGGAAGACUCAAACGGAGCGGCUGUGGAAGCACCUGAAGAUACAGUUGCCGAGAUGAGCCCGGAAAAGCCGAAAGUAAUCGUUCCAACCAUUAAAUACAAACCAUCGGUGGACUGUGCCUAUACCCAGCUGAUUAGUAAAAUUACCGGCGCGCCGAUUCCCACGAAAUCAGACUGUCGGAAGUCACCGGUACAAACCCAAUUGACCGCAUUGAUAACCGAGUUUGAAUUCCAACCGGAGAAGAAAACUGUAGAAGUGAAAAAGGUUCCCACCGGACUGGCAGGUCUGGUGCAGUAUGAUUCCGACAGCGACGAGAGUGCGAGUGAGGUGGAAGAACCCGUAGUGGAGAAGAAGCCUGACCCGACGGUUGAAAGGCGAGAAAUCACCUUCAGCGGGUUGCUUCCGCCGGAAAUCUUUCAGCACGUGAUUGAAAAGACAGCAACGUACGUUGCGAAGAACGGGUACAGCUUCGAAGAUGCGCUGAGAACGAAGAAUGAUCCGCGCUUUCUUUUCCUACGCAAGGAGCACGAGUUCUAUCCUUACUACGCCUUUCGCGUACGAUAUUUGAUCGAUCCGUUCGAGGAAGUUCCCAAAAGUCCAGAAACAGUAACCAUUACCAGGGAAAUUGAAAACGGAACGGUGGUGGAAACACCUAGCAUCGGAAUCAAAACGGUCAAUACGGCGCCACAACCGGUUGCCCCACCGGUAACGCAAAUCCAGGCCACCAAACCGGGCGGAGCAGUGUGCUUUUCUAUCAAGAGCAAAGACGAUGCUACCAAAGCGUCGAAAGCGAAUGUAGUUCAGGAACUGGGUGGAAACGAAGAGGAGGCAGAACCGGAGACGGAAAAGGAAAAGAGCAAAUCUCCGUUAAUCACUGGUAGGGACGUGGAACAGCCGAAAGACGAUUCGCUACAAGCAGGCAGACAGAAGGAAACUGACGGUGCUCGAACGCCUUCGCCGCCAAAGGUCAGCGUCCCUCAGGAAAUUGUUCGAAGCAGCUCAACGCCACCCCCACUGGAGGAAGCCAAACCGGCACCAAUCACCGACGACGGAACAAGAGAUCUCAAACGUCAGGAGGACCGCAUCAAGGACAAGCUGGCCGUCGCUGCCCGCGAAAGACUGGCUAUGAUCGCGAAAGAAAAACAACUGCAGCUGGAGCGGAAAAAGCGGGCCAGCAUGUUUAUCAGCUUGAUCAGUAAACAGGAAGUGCCAGAAACGACGGAAAACCCAACUUAUCCCACGGAGAACGAAUGGGAAAACUCCCCACCGGGGACACCUCCUCUGCUUCUUCCGACCCGGAAUGGACUGGGAGCGCUGAAAAACGAAUUUGAAGAGGAGGAGGAGGAGGACGACGACGAACCCAACAACAGUUCAAGCGUCUCCAUUCAGUCGAUUCCGUCGCAAAGUGCUAGUCCGGCAUCGAAUCAGGCCCCGUCCAGUGCGGAUGAUGACGUCGUGCUGGUGGAAGAAACUGUCACCAAGGUCCACGGAAAUGGACGACCUUCCAGGUCCCGAACUAGGUCCAGCAGUAAACACAAGAAAAAGAAAAAUAAGCACAAAAGUAAGAGCAAGAAAUCGAAGAAAAAGAAAUCUAAAAGUCCAAGCCCAAUUCUAAGUCCCAUCAAGAGUAAAACCAAGACAAAACGAAAGCGCAGUAGGAGUCGGACGCCUGCGAUGGUUCCGCAGCGGAGGAGAAGUAGGUCCCACUCGGAGAAAGAAGCAAAAAGGAGGAAAAAAAGUAAGAAGAAAGUCCACAAGCCUCACAAAUCAUCGAGAUCUUCAUCUUCGUCCAGGCACCAUCACCACAAGGAACGUAGGGAGAGAGCAGAACGCUAGAACAGACGGCGAUUCCGAUCUGGUGUCGUUUUGUGAAUAUUGUUAUUAGUUAGCGACAUUGGGAUUGAAUAAAGAAUUAAAAAUAAACCAUUUUAUGCCUAACUAUGAUAAAGUAAGA